AUGUCUUCUACUUCCACUUCCACUUCUUCUUCCUCUUCCUCUUCCUCUUCUGCUGCUACUGCACUAAUCCACGUGCACUUCCCAAUGUCUGCGGCGGAAAUCCGUAUGUGCACGCAGGACCUGCUCCAGGAAAUCACGGACUUUAUCGAGCACAAAGUGGAGCUCGAAGUGGCCGACGUGAAGCUGCCCGUCUUCUACGCGACCGCCUUCAACUUCCUCAAAUCGAAGGCCAAUGAGAUCGGCCACCGGGAUCCGGUGCUCGAGUUUCUGCCGCACGCCGUCGAGAUGCUCCUGUUCACAGAGGUCGGUCCCCCGCCCGCCGGCACCCUGCCCGUCCGCUCCGACCAAGGACUGCUCGUCGACCCGACCGCCACCGGCAACCUCGUCGCCGACUCGCACAACUUGAUCGUCGACGUGCUCGACUACUGCGAGAACCACUACCGCAUCAACCGCGCGCUUCCGAAGCUUCCGUUCGGCUACCAGCUGACCAUCAGCGGCCUCCAGACCAAGUACUGCAACGAUCCGGAGAGCUACCGCGUGGUUCACGAGAUCCCCAAGGAGAUCCAGAAGUGCCUCAACUUCUCGCUCGAGGGAGUCGUGCCCAAUAACUACGUCCAGGAUAAUGAUUGA
This is a messenger RNA of Caenorhabditis sp. 36 PRJEB53466, 630 nucleotides long. Lineage: Eukaryota; Metazoa; Nematoda; Chromadorea; Rhabditida; Rhabditidae. The record is from the annotation of a GenBank genome assembly.